Molecule: messenger RNA, 975 nt
Organism: Striga asiatica
Lineage: Eukaryota; Viridiplantae; Streptophyta; Magnoliopsida; Lamiales; Orobanchaceae
Source: the annotation of a GenBank genome assembly
AUGACUAUGCCAUUGAUGAAGAUUCAUAGCUUGGGAAAAGACCUUUCAUCCUACCUUUCGGCAUUUCGAGAAAGUGUUGGCAGAGUGAAAGGCACCACAUCGAGAGAGAGGGCAGGGGACCGGACAUUGAGAGGCGGACAACGAGGUUAUAUCGUUCUAAAACAGGAAUGGAUGGGUAGCUACACCGGCUACGAAGCUACUGUUACGAAGAGAAGGAAGCUAGCGAAGCGCAGUGAAGGAAAGAAAGAGAUGAUAGAUUCGAUCACUUGCCUUCGACUUCGCACAUGUUGGAUUCGUUCAUGGAACUCGCUGCUUCAUUUGUCGGCUCAUUCCCCGAGAAAGAAAAGAUUACUACCUGAGAAAGAAGCUGACGGACUACGAGUCGUCAUAUUCGACCUUGGGCACGGGGGGUAUCUAAGAUUCUUUCCGAGAAAGACUAGCAAGAGCUUCGUCGAGCCUCCACGGAUCAAGGAGCGAGGCUCUGAAAGAGCUGAAUCGCUUUCUAUUCAAAGUCCUCUUCUCGAUCCUAGAUCUCCCUUGUUGGAUACUUGCUUUCUGUCUCAAGUCCAAAAGAAGAGGGCAAUUGUAAUAGCGCCUUUCUACAACCAUUCGAUAGGGCCUUACUUUGUUUACGGAGAGCCUUUCUGUGCCUAUGUGAGGAGUUUGCUCGAGAGACCUCGCUCGCUAAAAACAUGGAUUUACUUCCUCCUUCGGUGCCUUGCCUUGUGUCGGCGUGUCAGUGGUAUCCCCAAAGCGGCAGGUAAACCGUAUGGGAAAGCGUUGGUUCGCGAAAGAGUUGAUGCCGAUCUAACUCGAUGCUACUUACGCCAGGGAAAAGGCAACAAAGCUGAAGAUCCAGUCUACAAGGGGCUUUUUCAUUCACUGCUUUCUAGGUCAAUUGGUCUAAAGACCUCUCUUCCAUCGGAAGGGGAGGAAUCCCAUCUCCUGAGUCCUAACUCCCAGACCAGACUCUAA